Molecule: messenger RNA, 504 nt
Organism: Rhizopus microsporus ATCC 52813
Lineage: Eukaryota; Fungi; Mucoromycota; Mucoromycetes; Mucorales; Rhizopodaceae
Exons: 2
Coding region: 1-504 (167 amino acids)
Source: RefSeq, a predicted model, not a curated record
AUGUCUCCUACAAAUACUUUAUUUUCAACAGAUUCAACAGAAAAGAAUAAAGAAAGAAGGGAAUUAGCCGCUCAUUUAGCAACACAUGAUACUUGUCUUUGGACUGAUGAAGAUGUUACUUUGUUAUUACUUGAGUUAGAAAUUGAAAUAGGAGAAGGCACAAAUAGGUUUAUAUACGAUGACGAACGAAUGUCCUAUUGCAAUUAUCUCUCUCAAACUGCCUUUUCUCAUCAAGCAAAGACACCUAAAGAUAUUCUCGAUAAAAUUGUCUGGUUAUGGACUACCUGGGAAGCUAUCAGUAAAGCAACAGGUAAGUCCUGGUGGAAAGUUACUGAAGCGGAAAAAUAUAAACUUUCUCUUGUGAAGGAUGACCAAGACCAACAGCUGAUCUCUAUGUUUAAGUAUUAUAACGAAUGUGAUCGAAUAUUUGCUUAUAUCAAAGAAGAUGAAGGCGAAGUGGAUGAUGAAUUCUUGUUUGAUGAAGGAUCCAGCAUUUAUUACUAA